AUGGACAAAUUGCACGAGACUUUGAUAAAUAUGGAAGAUGGUUUGGGUUCGGAGCAUCCUGUCUGCUUAACUCCCUGGGACUGGAAAAACAAUACAGGGGCUUUUGAGCUGAACCAGAUCUCGUCUCCUCACAGCUUAUCUCCAGCUCCUUCCUUCGAGUCCUACUCUCCAUCCCCUUGCCCGACGGCGAUCGAGACCCCCUACCACAGCAGCAGCAGCAGCAGCAGCUUGGUAGGAUACAGCCUGGAGGAUUUCCCAAGCCCCGGACAGGCCCGGCUCCCCAAGGGCAGCAAGGUUCGCAUGUCAGCCCAGCGCAGAAGAAAAGCCAGCGAGAGGGAGAAGCUGAGAAUGAGGACUCUAGCAGAGGCUUUGCACACUCUGCGCAAUUACCUGCCUCCUGUCUACAGCCAGAGAGGCCAGCCUCUCACCAAAAUACAGACCCUGAAAUACACCAUCAAGUAUAUCAGUGAACUGACGGAUCUUCUGAACAGCGUGAAACGGGCAUAG
Struthio camelus australis is the source of this 507-nucleotide messenger RNA. It is a transcript of the gene MSGN1, whose product is annotated as mesogenin 1. Gene Ontology annotation, cellular component: nucleus. Lineage: Eukaryota; Metazoa; Chordata; Aves; Struthioniformes; Struthionidae. Gene Ontology annotation, biological process: mesoderm formation; regulation of transcription by RNA polymerase II. Gene Ontology annotation, molecular function: DNA-binding transcription factor activity, RNA polymerase II-specific; protein dimerization activity; RNA polymerase II cis-regulatory region sequence-specific DNA binding. The record is from RefSeq and is a predicted model, not a curated record.